AUGUCCUCCUCAGCGCCUACAAAGGAAUGGCUUGUCCAGAUUCCUGAUCAUCCCAAUGCCCUCGACAAGCGGCUCGCAGUACGGCCACAGCACCUGGACGGCCUGAAACCGAAGAUCGAUGCUGGGAUCGUGGUCUUUGGCGGUGCAACCCUGUCUAAGCAACCAGCCGAGGGUGAGGGACCAGAUAUGACGGGCAGUGUCAUGCUGAUCAAAGCCAACACUGAAGAAGAAGUGAGGGAGUUCUUGGAAAAUGAUCCCUACACAAAAGGAGGAGCUUGGAAUCCAAAGGAAGCGAAGAUCUGGCCUUUCAAAUGUGCAGUCAGGUCGGCGCUAUAA
Molecule: messenger RNA, 336 nt
Organism: Cladophialophora yegresii CBS 114405
Lineage: Eukaryota; Fungi; Ascomycota; Eurotiomycetes; Chaetothyriales; Herpotrichiellaceae
Exons: 1
Coding region: 1-336 (111 amino acids)
Source: RefSeq, a predicted model, not a curated record